GCCGACCAAUGGCUUCAUGCGGUCAGCAGGGACGCCCGGUCCAGUAGUAUAGAGAGUUCAGUGGUAAUACAGCUCCCUCCAGUCAGGCCAGUGGGGCUGUUUGCGACACUUGUCUUCGCUUUGCGGCAGUGUUAAACGUGAGGAAAAAGCUCGGUGAGAGGAAAGCAACAGUAAGAUUUGAACAAUUCCUUAUGGAGAACUACAGUAAAGCUCGCAGCGUGGACCAGCCGUCUGUUUGUCCGUUCAGCCUCACUGCCAACACACCGGAGGUCCGCGUCAAAGAUGGCAGCAAGAUCCGCAACCUGCUGCGCUAUGUCCUUGACCGCAUGGAGGUCAAGCCCGAAGCAGCAGCCCAUGAGGAAGGUGGAGGCGGGGUCAACAAGGGCCCGCCCCUUUGCCGCCAGCUGGUGUUGACGGCGAGCGGAAAGGGCGUGUCCAAAGCCAUCACAUGCGCCGAGCUCCUGAAGCGGCGUGUGAGGGGCCUGCAUCAGCUGACCCAGCUUGCCAACAACACCGUGACGGACGUGUGGGAGCCGCUGGAGCCCGCCGCCGGUCUGGACAGCCUCACGGUCAGCAGGAAGCUGCCCGCCAUCUGGAUCCUUCUCUCCAGGGACCCUCUGGACCGCCAGCAGCCCGGGUACCAGGCGCCGGGCCGCUUUGACGGCCUGUGGGCCCACACCCAUGCCUCCACCAGAGAGGAGGGGGGAGGACGGGGUGCUCACAAGAGGAAGAGGGGAUGUGGGGGUGGUGCCAGGGGGAGGGGACGUUCUAGAGAUUUCAAAGCGGACAGCUGAUCUCAAAACCUGAUUGGACAUGAUGUCACUUGCUGUUUCCUGUGACUGCCAUAUGACUCACCUUGAUUUGUUGAUAUUAUUUAAAGUUUUUUUUUUUAUAAAAUUGAACAACACACUAAAUGUGCACACUUAUUUUGUGUCAUUAAAAGAAAAUAUUGAUUAGAA
This is a messenger RNA of Dunckerocampus dactyliophorus (ringed pipefish), 959 nucleotides long. It is a transcript of the gene rpp25l, whose product is annotated as ribonuclease P/MRP 25 subunit-like. Gene Ontology annotation, molecular function: RNA binding. Gene Ontology annotation, cellular component: ribonuclease MRP complex. The record is from RefSeq and is a predicted model, not a curated record. Gene Ontology annotation, biological process: tRNA 5'-leader removal. The transcript is spliced from 2 exons. NCBI's taxonomy places the organism in Eukaryota, Metazoa, Chordata, Actinopteri, Syngnathiformes, Syngnathidae. The coding region runs from base 192 to 794 and encodes 200 amino acids.